CCCUCCCGGCACCAUGAAGGCCAUCAUCCUAGCACUCGCUGUCUUUGGCGUCGCUUAUGUCAGCUCCCAGGGUGAGCCAUGGUGCCGCUGCGCCAUGUUCGUGUCUUCUCCGCACGCAGAGUGGAUGGUCUACGAGCUCCCCGAAGUCCCCAUCACGGACUGCGAGAGCCACAACCAGUGCAAGAACCGCUGCACCAAAGAGUUUAACGAGAUGACGAACGAGAUGGACUUGUGGUCAACCGUCAGCAACGCCACGGUCGGCCAGUACAUCUGCGAAGACCUAUAUUCGCACUUCAUCUUCUUCAUCCAUAACGCUUACGUCCACGCCUACUACGAGAUGUGCGGCGGACCCUGGGAGUACACGGGCCUGGACUCCCAACAGAUGCUCUGCUGCGACAGGGGCGAACACAAGCACUGCAUCUCGUAAAGGAACUGCCGUGAUGAUACCUGCAACAAAUUGCUGCACACGCAAAACCUGCAAGAAAUUACUGGCAUUGUUUCCUUUAUUUUUUGCCAUUUUUGCUGAUCAAUAUAUAUUGGCAU
Molecule: messenger RNA, 543 nt
Organism: Penaeus vannamei (Pacific white shrimp)
Lineage: Eukaryota; Metazoa; Arthropoda; Malacostraca; Decapoda; Penaeidae
Source: RefSeq, a predicted model, not a curated record